AUGCUAGCAGCCGUGGUUCUUCUUUUCGUUUCGUGUCUUGCCUACCAGCAGCCAAUUCCCGUCUCCAAUCAACGGGUCGCAAUUGUUGGCGCCGGAGCUGGUGGAUCGUCUGCUGCGUAUCAUCUCCAAAAGUUCACCGGUCAUGCAUUCAAUAUUACAGUUUUUGACAAAAAUGACUACAUUGGAGGCAGAUCGACUCCUAUUGAUUUCGACGGAGUGGCGGCCGAAUUGGGUGCCAGCAUUUUCAUCCAGGAAAACGAGUUGUUGGCCAAUGCUGCAGAGGUGUUCAAUUUGACCGUCACCGAAGGUUUUGGUAACGAGUCCUCGUUUGCUAUUUGGGACGGCCAGGCCAUGGAUUACAUUCUGGAACCGUCCUCGAGCGACAUCCUCACGUCGUUGAGACUGGUCUGGCGGUUCGGUUUGUACUCGAUUUCUAUCGUGAAAUACUACCAGUCUCAGGCCCUCGACUCUUUUAUCAGCGACUACUACCAAACCUACUUUCCUUGGCCCUCUCUCAAUUAUAUCACGGGUUUGGUCAAGUACACCAGCCAGAGCUCUCAAAAGUUCUUCGACUCUCUUGGGAUCAGCGACAAUUACAAGUCGUUCAUCCAGGGACUUACGAGAAACAACUAUUCUCAAAAACUGCCACAGAUUCACUCUCUUGGCAGUCUUGUUCUUCUCACAGGCAGCUCUUCUUUGCGAAUCAGCGGAGGAAACAACCAGAUUUUCCAAAACUGGCUGAAAUCAUCCAAUGCAGACGUUAAGCUUAACACUUCAGUGACAGCUCUGGCCAAGGAUAGUACCGGCUACACUGUUACUUACGGAUCAAAGUCAGAACACUUUGACAUUGUGAUUCUUGCUGGUCCGUACAACCAAUUAGGAAUCACCACCAAUGUUUCCGUCUCUUUGUCCGACGUGGAGUACGUUCACCUGUACGUCACGCUGGUCAGAUCGCCGCAUCUUCUAUCUGAAAGCACAUACUUCGACGACCCGAACACCCCGCAGAUGGUGUUCACCACUGACGGAGACGACUUCACCUACGUGGGAGCAAUUGGAUACAGCUCCGAGUACCAGGAGUACGUGUAUAAGGUGUUCAGUUUCCAAAACUUGGACGAGGACCUUCUUCAACGACUAUUUGGGAACUACUCCAACAAAUACGUCAAAGACUGGUACAGCUAUCCAAACUUGACUCCAAGAGACAAAUUCGACGACUUCAAGCUGGACAAUAAUUUGUACUACCUCAAUGCCAUCGAGCCUUUCCUCAGCACCAUGGAAACCUCGUCCUUGGCAGGAGCAAACGUGGCUGGACUCAUUGCUCAGGGGAAAAACACUACCGAAAUUUCAAUUCCAUAG
Molecule: messenger RNA, 1353 nt
Organism: Ogataea philodendri
Lineage: Eukaryota; Fungi; Ascomycota; Pichiomycetes; Pichiales; Pichiaceae
Exons: 1
Coding region: 1-1353 (450 amino acids)
Biological process (GO): prenylcysteine catabolic process; prenylated protein catabolic process
Molecular function (GO): prenylcysteine oxidase activity
Source: RefSeq, a predicted model, not a curated record